GCGACAGUCUUGCUUCUAGGCCCCUCCCUGUGGGGCUCAGGACAUCUUCCGCCCGGGUUGUCACGCACCUCGAAGAAUUCGUGAUCCCGCGGGAAGCGCACGGCACGCGGCGCGAAUCGGAAGGGUGCCUCCCCAGCCGCAGGGUUCCUCUCCACGGGCAGCGGUUCGGCUGCCCCCGGCUCCCCGGCCAGGCGGGAAUAUAGUGCAGGGGGAAGCAACAUCACCACGGCCGCCGCGGCCCUUCGGCCACCGUCGGAGGGGUGGUGACGGACGUGACGUCUACUAACUUCCUGUGGCGACCCUGCGGGGCGGGACGCGACGCGCGGAGGAAAACUUGGUUAUGUUGGUGUCUCAGAGCUAAACUAUGAGCGAAUUUCGGAUUCACCAUGAUGUCAAUGAGCUGCUCAGCCUGCUCCGCAUCCAUGGCGGGGAUGGGGCUGAGGUCUACAUUGACCUGCUGCAGAAGAACCGGACGCCGUAUGUCACAACCACAGUCUCUGCCCACAGUGCCAAGGUCAAAAUUGCAGAAUUUUCUCGAACUCCUGAGGACUUUUUAAAGAAAUAUGAUGAACUGAAAUCUAAAAAUACAAGGAACCUUGACCCACUGGUGUACCUGUUAUCAAAACUCACAGAAGACAAAGAGACACUUCAGUUUUUGCAACAGAAUGCAAAGGAAAGAGCUGAGCUUGCAGCUAGUGCUGCAACUAGCAACACCACCAGCUUCAGCAUCCCUGUUGCAGCCUCUAAGAUGUCCACACAAGAGCUAGAGGAACUGAGGAAGCAGCUUGGCAGUGUAUCCACAGGCUCCACACUGCAGCAGUCUCUGGAACUUACAAGAAAGAUGCUUCGAGACAAACAGAACAAAAAAAAUUCAGGCCAGCCCCUCCCUGUCUUCCCAGCAUGGGUGUAUGAGAGACCAACAUUGGCUGGAGAUUUCCUGAUUGGCUCGGGCUUGAGCUCAGACACAGUUUUGCCUAUAGGUACAUUGCCCUUGGCCUCCCAGGAGUCAGCUGUGGUGGAAGAUCUGCUCUAUGUGCUUGUGGGUGUGGAUGGCAGGUAUAUCACUGCUCAGCCUUUGGCUGGGAGGCAGAACCGUACCUUCCUUGUCGACCCCAACCUGGACCUGUCCAUCCGGGAGCUAGUAAACAGAAUCCUCCCUGUGGCCGCCAGCUACUCUACUGUGACCAGUGUCCAUGUAUCUUUGCUGUAGGUUCAUUGAGGAGAAGUCUUCAUUUGAAUAUGGGCAGGUGAACCAUGCCCUGGCUGCUGCCAUGAGAACCCUAGUAAAGGAAUACCUGAUUCUGGUCACACAGCUGGAACAGCUGCACAGGCAGGGCCUCCUCUCACUGCAGAAGCUCUGGUUCUACAUCCAGCCAGCCAUGCGCACCAUCGACAUCCUUGCCUCCCUUGCCACCUCAGUGGAUAAAGGCGAGUGUGUGGGCGGGUCGACACUGAGCCUUCUUCAUGAUAGGAGCUUCAACUACACCGGGGACAGCCAGGCGCAGGAGCUGUGCCUCUAUCUGACCAAGGCAGCCAGUGCACCUUACUUCGAGAUCCUGGAGAAGUGGAUCUAUAGGGGCAUCAUUCAUGACCCAUACAGUGAGUUCAUGGUGGAGGAACACGAGCUGCGGAAGGAGAAGAUCCAGGAGGACUACAACGACAAGUACUGGGACCAGCGCUACACUGUGCUGCCGCAGCAGAUCCCAUCCUUCCUGCAGAAGGUAGCAGGCAAGAUCCUCAGCACAGGAAAAUACCUAAAUGUGGUCAGAGAGUGUGGUCAUGAUGUCACCUGUCCCGUAGCCAAAGAAAUCAUCUAUACCCUUAAAGAGCGGGCAUAUGUGGAGCAGAUAGAGAAAGCGUUCAAUUAUGCCAGCAAAGUGCUGCUGGACUUCCUCAUGGAGGAGAAGGAGCUGGUGGCCCACCUGAGGUCCAUCAAGCGCUACUUCCUGAUGGACCAGGGGGACUUCUUCGUGCAUUUCAUGGACCUGACUGAGGAGGAGCUCAGGAAGCCAGUGGAGGACAUCAUACUCACACGCCUGGAGGCCCUGUUGGAGCUGGCCCUGCGAAUGAGCACUGCCAACACUGACCCCUUCAAAGACGACCUCAAGAUUGAACUGAUGCCUCACGACCUAAUCACUCAGCUUUUGCGGGUUCUGGCCAUCGAGACCAAGCAGGAAAAGGCAAUGACCCAUGCUGACCCCACGGAGCUCACACUGAGUGGUCUGGAGGCCUUCUCCUUUGACUACAUGGUCAAAUGGCCCCUGUCACUGAUUAUUAACAGGAAGGCACUCACCCGCUACCAGAUGCUCUUCCGACACAUGUUCUACUGCAAGCACGUGGAGCGGCAGCUCUGCAGUGUCUGGAUCAGCAACAAGACGGCCAAGCAGCAUGCACUGCACUCCGCCAAGUGGUUUGCUGGUGCUUUCACUCUGCGGCAGCGAAUGCUCAACUUUGUCCAGAAUAUUCAGUACUACAUGAUGUUUGAAGUGAUGGAACCGACCUGGCACAUCCUUGAGAAAAACCUGAAAUCUGCCUCCAACAUUGACGAUGUCCUUGGCCACCACACAAGCUUCCUUGACAACUGCCUGAAGGACUGCAUGCUGACCAACCCUGAGCUGCUGAAGGUUUUCUCCAAGCUCAUGUCCGUAUGCGUCAUGUUUACCAACUGUAUGCAGAAAUUUACACAGAGUAUGAAACUGGACAGUGAGCUAGGCCGUCUGACACUGGAUCAGGGUAGUGUGCAGGGGCCACCCACAGAGACUGAACGGAUUGAGGAUCGCCCCCGGAAGGAGCUUACCAGGAAGCAUCUGUCUGAGCAUGUGGAUGCUCCUCAGCUGGCCUCUGGUUUCGAGGCCACCAUCAACAACUUUGACAAAAACUUCUCUGCCCAUCUUCUUGAUUUGCUGGCCCGACUAAGUGUCUACAGCACCAGUGACUGCGAACAUGGCAUGGCCAGUGUCAUCUCCAGACUAGAUUUCAAUGGUUUCUAUGCUGAACGCCUGGAACGUCUGUCUGCAGAAAGGAGUCAGAAGGCUGCCCCCCAAGUGCCUGUCCCACGGGGACCCUCAGCACCAGCACCCAGGGUGGCCAUUCCUGCGCAAUGAGCUCACUUGUUAAAUAUCAUUAUUUCUGGAACAUGGCUGUUGUGCAUUAUUACUGCUUAAAUAUGGUUUGAGUUUC
Mus musculus (house mouse) is the source of this 3180-nucleotide messenger RNA. It is a transcript of the gene Tubgcp2, whose product is annotated as tubulin, gamma complex component 2. NCBI's taxonomy places the organism in Eukaryota, Metazoa, Chordata, Mammalia, Rodentia, Muridae. The record is from RefSeq and is a predicted model, not a curated record. The coding region runs from base 1194 to 3104 and encodes 636 amino acids. Gene Ontology annotation, cellular component: centrosome; microtubule organizing center; spindle pole. Gene Ontology annotation, biological process: brain development; microtubule nucleation; neuron migration. The transcript has 18 exons. Gene Ontology annotation, molecular function: gamma-tubulin binding.